AUGAUAAAAGCCUCAGAAUUUUUGCUUAGUUAAAAUUAAGCAUUAUUGGCCAAUUUUUCAUAGCUCAAAGCUGAGGAAAAUCAUGCAAAACCAUUGAUCUAAUUUAUGAAGGGUGAUCCCACUGAAUUCGGACAUGAACAAUGCAAAAUGAGUUAAAUAGGUUAUGAUAUUGUUAAAUCUGAGAUAAGUAAAUCUUAAAAUCAUUCCUAUUGUCAUUCAACAGGAACUUAGGUAAUGUUAAUAUUAAAUAUAGCCAGCAAAAUAAGCAGUCGCAAAACAUUUUAGUCAUGGAAAAUAAAUUACAGAAAAUGAUGUAAUUAUAACACAAGGAGUAAAUUAAGGACUAUUUUAUUGUUUGUUGGGAAUAUGUGAUCCUGGUUAAAAUAUUCUUGUUCCUGAAUUAGGGUUUCCUUUUUUUGAUGGAAUCGCCUAAGCAUAUUAAGUUGAGGUAUAAUAGAUGACGUAUUAUUUUAGGUGAGAAAAUAUAAAUUAUAAUCAGACAAUAAAUGGUAAAUUGAUUUUGAAGAUUUAAAGAGUAAAUUAGAUUAGAACACUAAAUUUUUAUAUGUAAUUAAUCCUUCAAAUCCUUGUGGUUCUGUAUUCUCAAAGGAACAUAUUCAGGAAAUAAUUAAUUGGGCAAAUUAAAAUCAUGUUUUGAUAGUUGCUGAUGAAAUUUAUUAUGGUAUGUCUUUUGGGGAGUUUGUUUCAUUUGGAGAAUUGGCAGAUGAAGGACCAAUAAUAUGUUUAGGAGGAAUGGACAAGAUGUUCUUUACUCCUGGAUGGUAAAUAUCAUGGAUGAUAUUUUAUGAUAAAAAUAAUUAUGCAGAUGAGAUAAAAAAAGCAAUGUUUAAUCUUUGUCAAUUAUUAUUACAUGCAAAUGUAUUUGUAAUGAAUUCUCUUCCAUAAAUACUUGAUUAAUUAACAAUCCAUUAUGCUAAAGAUAGAAUGAUUCAUUUCAAAGAAAAUCAUGAUUAUUUGAUUUAAGAACUAAAUUAAAUAAAGGGAUUAAAAUGUAUACCUGCACAAGGAACAUUUUAUUUAGCUGUUCUAAUUGAUUUAGAUGUAUUUUAGGUAAAAAAUGACACAGAAUUUGCUAAAAAAUUACUUAAAGAAUAGAAUAUAAUGUUACUACCAUUGUCUUGGAAUGGCACCGAUAAGUAUUAAGGAUUUAGGUACUUAAUAUUAAUUAUUAUAUAGAAUGCUUACUAUUGCAACUAAGGAAGUUUAUAUAGAAAUGAUUGCAAGAAUGAAAGAGUUUUUAAGUAGAGUGUGA
Messenger RNA from Paramecium sonneborni, 1273 nucleotides. The record is from the annotation of a GenBank genome assembly. NCBI's taxonomy places the organism in Eukaryota, Ciliophora, Oligohymenophorea, Peniculida, Parameciidae.